GAAAAUUAAGAUCCAAUGUUCUACUAAACCAGAUCGGAUGUGAAUUGUUGUAAAGGUAAUUCACGAUCAGACAGAGGAAAUGCUGUAUGUACAUGUGCUACACUUUCUAUGACGUUUGGAUCGCAAGUUAACCACCCAACAUUAUAACGGUUAAAAGUACACCUUUCGCAAUACCGAAGUGGAGCCAUUCUGAUACGAUGAAAAUCUACUCGAUUUUUUAUUUCUUGGCUUGGAUGUGGAUGCAGAUACACUGUCAAGAACUAGUUAUUGGGAAGGAAUUAGCCAUUGCAAAUGAUAAGAGAUAUCAAUUUGUUCACUACAGACCAAAUUAUUGGUGCCCACAGAAUCUUAAUGAAUGUAAAUGCGAAGGAGAAUACAGUUUUGCUUUGUUAACGUGCAAUAAUAUAAACAAUCGCACGUUAGAGAAAUUCUCGAGAAUUUACUUUCCUAAAAUCGAUUUUGGAAAAUUCUCUUUAACUAAUUCUGACGUUAAAAUUUUAUGGAGAGGAUUAUUCGGAAAAUUAACAUUUCAAUAUAUUUACAUUAAAAAAGUAUCUUUAAGAAUAGUAGAAACAGGAAUUUUUAAUCGUAUGUACGAUUCAAUGGAGAGAUGCGAAAUUACAAAUUGCGAUGUUCAUACUUUUCCCUUUUCGGACUUAAAAUUUUUUAAAAAAUUACAAGUUCUACGUUUAACUUAUAAUGCAAUUAAAAAUAUACCCGAUUCGGCAUUCGGAAACGUUCGAUCUUUAAAAAAAAUUUAUUUAGAUUUUAAUAAAAUUAAUUACAUCGGUUCGUACGCUUUCAAGGAUCUCGUCAAUCUCGAAAGUCUGGAUCUAAGAUAUAAUAAAUUAGUGGUUUUAAAUGAUUACGCUUUCGCUAUUAAAUCAAAAAAUAUCAAUUUAAUUUUAGAUUUAUCCUUUAAUUCGAUUUCUAUGAUACGUAAUAGCUCUUUUAAUAAUCAAUGUCCUAAAAAAUUGUAUCUUAAUAACAAUAACCUGAGGAUUCUCAAUAGAGGAACUUUUAAAUCAAUUGUGGAAAAGAUGGCUCAAGUCAAUGGAGGAGUUAUUCACGUGGAAGAUAAUAGAUUUACUUGCGAUUGCUCCAAGGCAGAAUGGUUGGUACUUUUACGAAAUGUGGAAAAGAGACACAUCAAAGGAUUUCGAUGCAAGAAUAAUGAUAAAGGAUUAGAAGAUUUAACGUUAUCCGAUAUGGGAUGUAAAAGUUAUUAGAAGCGAAAGUGUUCUGAUAAUUUGAUUUUUCUCGUUACACUUCAUCGAAAGCAAUUAUAACAAUAUUAAAUAAUUAAAUCUUGUUAUAAUUUUUAUAUUUUAAAACUAAUAAUUUCUCAUAUA
Centruroides sculpturatus (bark scorpion) is the source of this 1352-nucleotide messenger RNA. Its product is annotated as leucine-rich repeat-containing protein 70-like. The transcript has 3 exons. The coding region runs from base 198 to 1229 and encodes 343 amino acids. Lineage: Eukaryota; Metazoa; Arthropoda; Arachnida; Scorpiones; Buthidae. The record is from RefSeq and is a predicted model, not a curated record. Gene Ontology annotation, molecular function: protein binding.